Molecule: messenger RNA, 324 nt
Organism: Cetraspora pellucida
Lineage: Eukaryota; Fungi; Glomeromycota; Glomeromycetes; Diversisporales; Gigasporaceae
Source: the annotation of a GenBank genome assembly
AUGAGUGACGACCUAACAGUUAAAAGAGUCAUAAAACUUGUUCUUACAAAAGUUUGUACUCAAAUGAACCUUAAUGAAAAGGAUAGUGAAGAAUUAAUCGAACACAUUUCAAAUAAUCUUUCUCCUGAACAAAAUACAUAUUUUACAAACUUAACUGCCGAACUAAAUUCCCACAGGUGGCGAAAUGAUUACAAUAUAGAAGAUAUUAUCCUUGAUGGAUGCGAUUUUUCUACUGGCCUUACAGAAAUGAUAAAAGAAUACAUUGAUAAAAUCAAAAAUUAUGAUUCAUCGAAUGUAUUUAUCAGAGGUGGCAGUUUCCCAUGA